AUGCUCACAGGUGUGCUGCAGGAUUGGGUGUGGGAGGCUGGUGAAACAGCCAACGAGAGCUGCCCAGUGGGGUCGUUGCGGACGGCCUCUGCCGUGAAUUCUUGUCACCAGGGCCGCAUCCCUCUUUUUACAGUCGGAGUGGAGUCCACCAAGCAGGUCCAAGAGGCAGUUCGGUUUGCAAGGAAGCACAACCUUCGCCUUGUCAUUCGUAAUACUGGACAUGAUCUAGCGGGGAGAUCGAGUGCCCCAGACUCCUUUCAAAUCCAUACUCAUCACUUACAGGAGAUUCAAUUCCAUGCUGAUAUGCGACUGGAUGGGUCGAAUACAUCCCUUGGGCCAGCAGUGACUGUUGGUGCAGGCGUAAUGAUGGGGAAUUUAUAUGCUCAAGCUGCUCGUCAUGGUUACAUGGUGCUUGGCGGAGACUGCCCGACAGUCGGGGUAGUUGGAGGUUUCCUCCAGGGAGGUGGGAUUUCUGACUUUCUAAGUCUAAACCAAGGUUUUGGUGUUGACAACGUGCUCGAGUAUGAGGUUGUUACAGCAGAUGGGGAGCUCGUAGUUGCUAAUGCACUCCAAAACCAAGACCUUUUUUGGGCUCUCCGUGGCGGUGGAGGUGGGACAUUUGGGGUUGUCACUCGAGCUACCAUGCGUGUCUUUCCGGAUGUUCCCGUUGUGAUAUCUGAGAUUCUUCUUGAAGCCCCGCAAGCCAUCUCGUCAUCAUGGACCCAGGGACUGUCGAUAGUCCUUACUGCUUUACAAUCGCUUAACCGCGAUAAUGUCGGUGGGCAACUAGUUAUUGCAGUCCUGCCCAAGCUUGCAGUUCAAGCAAGCAUCAAGUUUUUUUUUCUUGACGCAACUGAGGCAACCGUCAUCGAUCGUCGCAUGAAACCAUUCCUAACCAAACUCAGCCGCGCCAACGUCAAAUACACAUAUUCGUCCAAGAACUUACCGCACUUCAGUUCCAAUUACAGACAGGUCCCAGACAUUCACUCUGACAACGAUUACGGCGUCCUUGGAUCUACUGUCGCGAUUUCCCAACAACUAUUCGACUCCCCCCAAGGGCCGGAGAAAGUUGCAACUGCCCUUGCAAACCUCCCUGUAUCUGCUGGUGACCUUAUCUUUACCAGUAAUCUUGGUGGUCGUGUUAUUAGUAAUGGAGAACUGGCAGAAACGUCUAUGCACCCUGCUUGGCGGUCGGCGUCGCAACUCAUUAAUUACGUACACACAGUCGAACCGUCAAUUGAAGGCAGGGCAAAAGCUCGCGAGAGAUUAACCAACACCCAAAUGCCUAUGUUAUAUGCGCUCGAUCCUAAUUUAAAGCUAUCGUACCGCAACGUCGGGGAUCCCAAUGAAAAGGACUUCCAACAAAUCUAUUGGGGACCGAACUAUGGCCGUCUAUCUAACAUCAAGAAGAAAUGGGAUACUGAUGAUCUCUUUUUCAGCAAACUUGGUGUUGGUAGCGAGAGAUGGGACUCUGAAGAACAGCUCUGUUUACUUCAUGCAUAA
Trichophyton benhamiae CBS 112371 is the source of this 1503-nucleotide messenger RNA. Its product is annotated as FAD-dependent isoamyl alcohol oxidase, putative. Lineage: Eukaryota; Fungi; Ascomycota; Eurotiomycetes; Onygenales; Arthrodermataceae. The transcript is spliced from 3 exons. The record is from RefSeq and is a predicted model, not a curated record. Bases 1 to 1503 code for a protein of 500 amino acids. Gene Ontology annotation, molecular function: oxidoreductase activity; FAD binding.